Staurois parvus is the source of this 1077-nucleotide messenger RNA. The record is from the annotation of a GenBank genome assembly. Lineage: Eukaryota; Metazoa; Chordata; Amphibia; Anura; Ranidae.
CGGGCCCUCAGGCGGAGCGACAGGUCUCGGGCCCCCAGGCGGGGCGGCGGGCGCCGGACCCCCAGGCGGAGCGACAGGUCUCGGACCCCCAGGCGGAGCAGCGGGCACCGAGUCACCAGGCACGACAGUGGGCUCCGAGUCAACUGGCAUGACCGCUGGCACUAGCGGGCAUCGGGUCACCAGGCAUCAGGUCAUUUGGCUCGACAGCGGGCACCGUGUCAUCUGGCAAGGCAGUGGGCUCCGAGUCAACUGGUAUGACCGCGGGCACUGGACCGGACAGCGGGCAUCAGGUCACCAGGCAUCAGGUCAUUUGGCUCGACCGCGGGCACCGCGUCAUCUGGCAAGGCAGUGGGCUCCGAGUCAACUGGUAUGACCGCGGGCACUGGGUCAGACAUUGGAUCGUCUGACUGGACAGCGGGCAUCGGGUCACCAGGCAUCAAGUCACUUGGCUUGACAGCGAGCACCGCGUCAUCUGGCAAGGCAGUGAGUUCCGAGUCAACUGGCAUGACCGCGGGCACUGGGGCAGACAUUGAAUCGUCUGGCUGGACAGCGGGCAUCGGGUCACCAGGCAUCAGGUCAUUUGGCUCGACAGCGGGCACCGCGUCAUCUGGCAAGGCAGUGGGCUCCGAGUCAACAGGCACGACAGUGGGCACCGGGUCAUCAGGCAUUGGAUCGUCUGGCUCGACAGCGGGCAUCGGGUCACCAGGCCGAGUAGAGGCAUCAGGCCGAGUAGAGGCAUCAGGCCGCGUACAGGCAUCAGGCCGAGUAGAGGCUUCAGGCCGAGUAGAGGCUUCAGGCUGAACCACGGAAGGAAGGCAGGCUCACCGGUUUGGAUACUGGCAGGAUGGUAUUGGUUGGAAAGAAUUUUCGCUUUUUUCUGGUUUUAACUACUGGAGCACUGCAAGUAAACGCAGGUCUGCAAACGAAUGGAGCAGCUGGAGACAGAGAAGAACUGGAGGAUGGAACAGGAGAGGGAGCAGUUGCUACAGAGGGCUUUUUUACAGGGUUAAAGGCAGGAUAGGUGCAGCGAGUGGGAACAGGGUACUGACAUGCGGUAGAUAGCCAAGUAUACUGGGC